Messenger RNA from Anisakis simplex (herring worm), 228 nucleotides. NCBI's taxonomy places the organism in Eukaryota, Metazoa, Nematoda, Chromadorea, Rhabditida, Anisakidae. The record is from the annotation of a GenBank genome assembly.
CGUGAAAAAAGCGACAGCUUGCCGUAUCAACCGCAUUCGGGACGAGGUGGUCGUGGAGGUGGCAAGAAGAAACCGUACAGUGGACGAGGUUCGAUGAUGCGUGGUCGAGCAUCACACAGUGACUUGACUGAGCACAGCAGCAAUGGUACGGUGUCGAUACGAGGUAAACGAGGCGGUCGGAAUGGCUAUAAGAAUGGUAAAGGAACACGGGGACGAAGACCGAGGUGA